Molecule: messenger RNA, 930 nt
Organism: Dacryopinax primogenitus
Lineage: Eukaryota; Fungi; Basidiomycota; Dacrymycetes; Dacrymycetales; Dacrymycetaceae
Exons: 6
Coding region: 1-930 (309 amino acids)
Source: RefSeq, a predicted model, not a curated record
AUGAGCCCUGCCAUUGACUUCUUUCCCUCCACAGAGCACACCAAUGAUAAAGAUGCCAGCUACCAGGGAGACAGCAAGCUCCAAGACCUCAAGAGACAUGUCGAAGUGUUGGAGAGUGCCCCUCAUUGCUCCAGUUCAAAGCGUCUGCAUUUAAAUGUGGGGUUUGUUCCCUGGGAAGACCUGGGUGAGGAAGAGCUACAUGCCUGCAACUACCUCAUUGCCAAAGUGUGCAAGAUGAUGUACUCACUUGUCAGGUAUGAGCAUGGCACUACAAUGCCAUGCAAAGGCAUCACCCCUCUCUCAGGCAACACCAAUCUCCUUGUCCCUGACUUCCAUUGUGACAUUAAUGAUCCCACCAACAAGCUGAUACAGACAAGGGCUGCCAGGAUGGGUCUGGAGGCUGAAUCGGGCAACUCAGCUGGCAAUGUGCCCAAAGAACUGCGGGACAAGUGGCUCACCUUGCCCAUGCUGCAGGAGCUUGGCCAUGCUUCAUGGCCCAAUAUGAAGCAGAUCUACAAAGCUCACCUGGAUCAUGCCAUUUUCAAGUCCCAGUUUGUGCAUGAACACUGGGUCGGCAAGGAAUGGUCUUGCAAUGAAGAUGGAAUGAAGAGCCAGACAUGGCAAGACUGGCUGUAUGCAAUGGGCAUGCUGUUGGUCUUUGAGAGGGAUGAUCCGGAUCUUGAUGUCUGGGAGGUGUGCCAACCUGUAUGGCUGAACAAGGCACUGUGGCACUUCUUCCAAGGAGCCAUUGCAGAUUAUGCAAGGGAGUCAGCUGCCUGGGGGAGAGGGAAGAGCAAAGUCCAUGAGGCCAAAAGAAUUGACUGCAGAUGCACCUUCUUCCUCAAGCCCAGCUGGACACCCUACAACUGCAUGAUCCAUGAGCUGUGGAAGGGGGAGGAGCUCCUGAAGCAGCUGGACUGGAUCCGUUAG